Messenger RNA from Parastagonospora nodorum SN15, 3687 nucleotides. RefSeq lists its product as hypothetical. The record is from RefSeq and is a predicted model, not a curated record. Lineage: Eukaryota; Fungi; Ascomycota; Dothideomycetes; Pleosporales; Phaeosphaeriaceae. Gene Ontology annotation, biological process: sister chromatid cohesion. Bases 1 to 3687 code for a protein of 1228 amino acids. Gene Ontology annotation, molecular function: ATP binding; protein binding; ATP hydrolysis activity. Gene Ontology annotation, cellular component: chromosome; cohesin complex; nucleus. The transcript has 2 exons.
AUGAUCUACCGCGGCAGGAUCAUCCGAGAGGCGCGCAUCAAUGCAGACGGCACGGCGACCGAGGCUGGUGCAGACGAAAACGGCGACACGAACGGCGACGCGAAUGGCGACACCCAGGAGAACGGCGAGUCGCAGACCAGCACCCAGCGCAACGACCCGCAGAACGCCUGGGUCAAGGCCGUCUUCGAGGACGACGCCGAGCAGACACACGAAUGGCAGCGCACCAUCACGAGCUCCGGCGCAAGCGAGUACCGCAUCAACAACCGCCAAGUCACCCAGAAGCAGUACAACGAUGCGCUCGAGGAGCACAGCAUCCUGGUCAAGGCGAGAAACUUUCUCGUCUUCCAGGGCGACGUCGAGAAGAUUGCGACCAUGGCGCCCGAUAAGCUCACCGAGCAGGUCGAGCGCAUUUCUGGCAGCUUGGAGCACAAGGCUGACUACGACCGCCUCAAAACCGAGUCCGAGGCUGCGACCGAAGACAAUGCGAAGCAUCUGCACGAGCGUCGUGGCAUCAACGGUGAGCUCAAGACUUACCAGGAGCAAAAGGCCGAGGCGGACGAGUACGAGAAGAAGAUCGCCGAGCGAGACGAAGCAGUCGUGACAAAGACGCUGUGGAAGCUCUUCCUCUACCAGGAGACCAUGGAAAAGGCACGGAACAAGAUCGCCAGCCACCAAGAAGAGCUGCAAGAGCACAAGCGCAGCGUCGAGAAGUACAACAAGAAGCUGGAAAAGGAGCGGCAAGAGGAGGGCCCAGAAUCAAGGCGCGACGUUUCCAAGACAGACCGCAACAUCAAGGACAAGGAGCGCGAGAUCGAAGACAGGAACAACGAGCUUGCGCCAAUCGAGGAGAAGAUCAGGCUGACCACCGACGCGCGCAAGAAGUACGAGAGCAAGAUCGGCAGCCUCCGGAAACAGCGGGAUGACGAAGCAGCAAAACUGAAGAAAUUCCGCAAGGACCUGGAUGUCGUCGAGAAAGCAGCCAAGAAGUGGGAGGACGAGUUCAAGGCUGCCGCUCAGCGCCAGGGCCGCGAGCUUUCUGAACAGGAUCUCCAGGAAUACAACAAACUCCGUAGCGAUGUUACCAAACGCACUCAUGGUGAUCAGAUGCAAAUCGACAAGCUCAAGCGCGAAGUCGACACCAACCGCGACCAUGUCAGGAAUCUGCAGCAGAGCGUUGAAAGCCACGAGAAUGCCAUAGAGAAGCUGAACGCAGACAUCCGCCAACUCGAGGAGCGCCAACGGGAAUUGAAAGACAAGACCAAGGAUUUGAAUACGACCAGGGCCACCAAACAGCAGGAAGUCAACAAACUCCGCUCGGAUCGCCAGCAGCUCGAGUCCCAAUACGAAGAGAAAAACCAAGUUUUGCGAGAAGCACUUAAGCAGCUUAAAGUAGUCGAGGGCAAUCGUCAAGAGUCAAGAAAAUUACAAGAAGCUCGCAAGGCGAUCGACCGCUUGAGAACUCGUCUCGGUCCAGACAAAGUGCAUGGUCGCUACAGAGAUUUGAUCAGCCCCAAGCAAGAGAAGUACAGCAAAGCCAUGGGUAGAGUCCUGGGACAUCAAAUGGAGACCGUCAUUGUCGACACUGAAGCUACCGCCAAAGAAUGCAUUCAAUACCUGAAGAAUGAGAGGAUCGGUAUCAUGACUUUCAACCCACUUGAUUCCAUCCAAAUCCAAGCAGUCGAUCCGCAACUGAAGGGCGCACACAAGGGCAUGCGUCUCGCCAUCGACUGCAUCAACUACGACCCAAAGCAUGAGCGAGCCAUGGCUGCUGCUUGUGGAAGCACCAUGGUUUGUGACAACGAAAAGGUUGCCAAGGAGCUUCGAUAUGAGCGUCGCAUCCAAGCCAAGGCUGUCACCCUUGAUGGCCGUGUCAUUGGUAAAGGCGGAACGCAGACUGGAGGUGAGGUGAAAGGAGACGAUGGGUUCAAGGAGCAGCAAUGGGACGAGCGGUCUUACCAGAAACUUGCAGACCAAGUGCAACGCUGUCAGAACGAAUUGGCCGCACUGCCCAAGCUAGACCGAAAGCAGGAACAAGAAACACAGCUUGAAGUCGAGGUGCAGUACCUCCAGGAUCAGAUCAAUCGCGCCAACGAGGAAUCCAAGACGCUCACUCGGAAUAUCGACAGUCUCAAGAAACAGAUAGCGCACCACAAGGGCGAGCUACGCGGUGUUCGACCAAACUAUGAAGAGCAAACACGACGGCUCCAGAACAGUGAAGCUGAGCUGCAAAGGUUGCAAGAUGCGGUAAACCAGGUCUCGGACGAAAUCUUUUCUGAUUUCUGCCAACGUCUCGGAUACGACUCCAUUCGCGACUACGAAGCACAACAGGGUACGGUUCAACAAGAAGCGGCUGAGAAGCGAGGAGAAUUUUCUCAGCAGCGCAUGAAGCUCCAGUUCAUGCUCAAGCAGACAGAGUCACAACAUGCUGCUGCAGAGACACGCCUGCAAGCAGCUGAGGAUCAAAUCAAGAACCAGAUAGCCAUCAUCACAGAGCUUGAAGAAAAACAAGAGGGCCUGCAGAAUGAUAUCGAUGUCCUUAUGGCGGAGCUUGAGACAUUGAAAGAGCAACGUGAUCAGCUCAACGAAAAGUUGACGGAACGCGCUGCUGCCGUCAGAGAGGCACGACGAGUAUUGGACCAGCGGAACGACAAGGUGAAGAACGUCAUCAAAGAGGUGACCGAGGAGGAUGCAAAGAUCAAGACUUGCGCAACCAACAGAUUCAAUGUCCUCAAAGACUGCAGAGUGAACGAGAUCAACAUACCGCUCACUGCAGACUCAAAGCCUCUUGCAUCUCUUCCGAUGACUGACGCGCCUCGUCCAGAUGCUGAUGCCAUGGACAUUGACGAAGACCCUGAUUCUACGCAGAUCGAGCCUGCCCAAGUUGACGACUUUGGUAUCGAUGUCGAUUUCGAAGAGCUUGACGAAGAGCUGCGCACCGAACUUGUCGAGAUCCUUGAGAACGAGGACGACGCCGACUCUCGCGUCCAACAACAAGCAUUGGACGCCCUGCGCGAGGCCGAAGCCAAACUCACAGACCACAUCACCCGCCUCGAAACGGACAUCAACAAAGCCACGCCCAACAUGCGCGCCGGUGAACGUCUCGCCGCGACUGAAACCCGCCUCAAAGAAGUCGAUGAACACUUUGCUGAGACACGCAAGCGCGCCGCUGCCGCGAAGAAAGCCUUCGAAGACGUCAAGCAGAAGCGCUACGACCUGUUCAUGAAAGCCUUCAACCACAUCUCCGAGAACAUUGGCGGCACAUACAAGGACCUGACCAAGUCGCCACAGUUCCCACUCGGUGGCCAGGCCUACCUCGACAUGGAAGACUCCACCGAGCCCUACCUCGCCGGCCUCAAAUACCACGCCAUGCCGCCCCUAAAGCGUUUCCGCGACAUGGAGCAUCUCUCCGGUGGUGAGAAGACGAUUGCCGCGCUGGCUUUGCUGUUUGCGAUUCACAGCUACCAGCCCUCACCUUUCUUCGUGCUGGACGAAGUAGACGCCGCGCUUGACCACGUCAACGUCUCGCGCGUCGCCCAAUAUGUGCGCGAACACGCUUCGCCUGGUAUGCAGUUCAUUGUAAUCAGUCUCAAGAGCACGUUCUUCCAGGAGAGCGAGACGCUGGUGGGUGUCAUGCGCGAUCAGGCGAAGAUGACGAGCAAAUAUUUGAGCUUGGAUGCUGCGGCAUAG